ACUCGGGGCUCGCGAGAGAUAGAGAGAAAAGCGAGAGGGACACGACAGGGCACUCCACAUGCUACAGACAGACAGAGGUCCAAGGUCGUCAAUGUCGGCAGCAGCGGCAGGCGACAGCGCGCCACGGCGAAUCCUCGCGCUGGCGCUGGCGGUGGCACUGGCGCUCUGGCCGUCGCCGGCGCGGGCCGGGUUCAGCUGCAGCCCCGGCGCGCGGCCGGUGGUGUUCAACUUCGGCGACUCCAACUCCGACACGGGCGGCAUGGCGGCGGCCAAGGGGUGGCACAUCGCGCCGCCGGAGGGCCGCGCCUUCUUCCACCACCCCACCGGCCGCUUCUGCGACGGCCGGCUCGUCAUCGACUUCCUCUGUGAAAGCUUAAACAUAAGCUAUCUGAGCCCUUAUCUGAAGGCGAUUGGUUCUAAUUACAGUAACGGAGUGAAUUUCGCUAUUAGCGGUUCAACAACACUACCACGGGACGCCCUUUUUGUAUUGCAUGGACAGGUGCAGGAAUUCUUCUUCUUUAAAGCCAGAUCCUUGGAACUCAUCAAUCAAGGUCAGGAAGCUCCAAUCGAUGCAGAAGCGUUCCUAAAUGCUCUAUAUAUCAUAGACAUAGGACAGAAUGAUAUUAACGCUCUUCUGUCCAACUUGCCUUACGACCAAGUAGUCGCAAAGCUCCCUCCAAUACUUGCGGAGAUUAAGUAUGCUGUUCAGCUUCUGUAUGGCAAUGGGAGUCGGAACUUCUGGAUACAUGGAACAGGGGCUCUUGGUUGCCUGCCUCAGAAGCUCUCUAUCCCACGUAAAAACGACAGUGACCUUGAUCAGAAUGGCUGCCUCAGCACAUACAACAGAGCCGCGGUCGCGUUCAACACAGCUCUAGGCAGCCUCUGCGAUCAGCUGAAUGUGGAGCUGAAAAACGCGACCGUUGUGUACACCGAUCUUUUUGCCAUCAAGUAUGACCUUGUGGCCAACCACACCAAAUACGGUUUUGACAGCCCAUUGAUGACGUGUUGCGGGUACGGAGGGCCACCGUACAACUAUGAUUUGAGCAGGAGCUGCCAGUCUUCGAAUUCAACGGUCUGCGCUGACGGCUCAAAGUUCAUCAGCUGGGACGGCGUGCACCUCACCGAGGCUGCCAACGCCGUCGUGGCUGCAGCCAUACUGAGCUCCGCAUAUUCCAGACCAAAGCUCAAGUUUGAUCAAUUCUGCAAAGCCCGAUAGAUCAACCAAGAGAAGGUAGCAAAAAGCGCAAUUGAUGUAGUAUACAUUAUAUACUUGCAGUGUUUAGUUCUUCAAGGUCUUAGUUCAAGGACAUGCUAGAUUUUUAGUUUUUCCUUCUUAAAAAAUCCUUUUCACAAGGAAUAGAAAUGGUUUUAACAGGUUUCUUGUGUUCUUGUUCACAAUUAAAUAGAAACGGUUUUAGCUGUCAGCA
This is a messenger RNA of Triticum dicoccoides, 1427 nucleotides long. Its product is annotated as GDSL esterase/lipase LIP-4-like. Bases 59 to 1216 code for a protein of 385 amino acids. Lineage: Eukaryota; Viridiplantae; Streptophyta; Magnoliopsida; Poales; Poaceae. Gene Ontology annotation, molecular function: hydrolase activity, acting on ester bonds. The record is from RefSeq and is a predicted model, not a curated record. The transcript is spliced from 5 exons.